Prunus persica (peach) is the source of this 1627-nucleotide messenger RNA. Its product is annotated as vacuolar amino acid transporter 1. The transcript has 3 exons. Gene Ontology annotation, cellular component: plasma membrane. The coding region runs from base 43 to 1407 and encodes 454 amino acids. NCBI's taxonomy places the organism in Eukaryota, Viridiplantae, Streptophyta, Magnoliopsida, Rosales, Rosaceae. The record is from RefSeq and is a predicted model, not a curated record.
UGGCACCAUUUUCACGUGCUUUCUAAAUUUAUUCUCUAGAGUAUGCUACACCUUCAAGCAGAGACAUUAAUAUCCAUAUCAUCUAAGAAUAUUGAACCUGCAUCUCUCUCUCUCUCUCAAAUGAAGGACAAAACAUCCUUGACCUUGCCACUUGUGUUUGAGAAGAGGCAACAUGAAAGGUGCAGGCCAGAUGAAGUAGGGGCAACUAACAGUGAUCAUCAAACUACCAACACAACCUCUUUUUUGAAAACUUGUUUCAAUGGACUUAAUGCCCUGUCAGGAGUUGGGAUAUUGUCAGUUCCUUAUGCACUAUCAUCAGGAGGAUGGCUAAGCUUGAUACUUCUUUUUGUAAUAGCUGCUGCUGCAUUUUACUCGGGCUUGUUAAUUCAAAGAUGCAUGGAUGAGGAUUCUACUAUAAGAACUUAUCCUGACAUUGGUGAACAUGCAUUUGGGAAGAAGGGAAGAAUAGUUUUGUCAAUUUUCAUGAACACAGAACUCUACUUAGUUUCAACAGCUUUCCUAAUUCUAGAAGGGGAUAACCUACACAACUUAUUUCCAAACAUUGAACUGCAAGUGUCUGGUUUCAUAAUUGGAGGAAAAGAAUGUUUUAUAAUAAUUGCUGCACUUAUUGUGCUGCCAACUGUGUGGUUAGAUAACUUGAGCCUUCUUUCUUAUGUCUCUGCAAGUGGGGUUUUUGCCUCUGCUGUCAUCCUUGGGUCAAUUUUGUGGACUGGUGCUUUUGAUGGAAUUGGAUUUCACCAAGAGGUAUCAGUUCCACUUAAUUGGAAUGGAAUCCCUACUUCUGUUAGCUUGUAUGCCUUCUGCUAUUGUGCGCAUCCAGUGUUCCCUACACUCUACACAUCAAUGAAAAACAAAUGCCAGUUCUCGAAUGUCCUCCUCCUGUGCUUUAUCUUAUGCACCAUUGGAUAUGCAUCAAUGGCAGUUUUAGGGUACUUCAUGUUUGGGUCAACAGUUCAAUCACAAAUAACUUUAAACCUCCCAACCGAAAAACUUAGCUCAAAAAUCGCAAUAUGGACCACCCUUAUCAAUCCACUAUCCAAAUAUGCUUUAAUGGUUACACCAAUAAUAAAUUCAGCCAAAAAUUGGUUUCCAAAUCACUGCAAUAAAAGACCCUUCGACCUUCUCCUCAGUACUAGCUUGGUAAUCAGCAGUGUUGUAGUAGCUUUGGCGGUUCCUUUUUUCGCAUAUCUCGUGUCACUGGUUGGAGCAUUUUUGAGUGUAUCAGCUUCACUUCUAUUUCCAUGCUUUUGCUACCUUAAAAUUUCAGCUACGUACAGAAAUCUCGGAUGUGAGAUGUUGAUUAUAGGGUUCAUAAUUUUAAUGGGAGCUGCAGUUAUGAUUCUUGGUACUUACACAGCUGUAUCAGAAAUAAUAGAGCAUUUGUAAAUUGAUGUAGCAGCUUCUCUUUUUCAGCAUUAAUAUAUAUUGCUGCUGCUAUGGUUGAAGAGCUUUUAUAGUACUGAUGGCGAUAGAUUUGUGGCAAAAAAGUCACCAAUAUAAGAAAAGACUUUGGCAAUAGAUGUGGAGAUGGCCAAGGAGUCUUCAAUUUAGGUUCAAGUGUAACAAUUAUUUUGUGGAAUGUUGUCACCAUGGUGAUUGCUUUCCA